This is a messenger RNA of Panicum hallii, 812 nucleotides long. RefSeq lists its product as uncharacterized. The record is from RefSeq and is a predicted model, not a curated record. The coding region runs from base 148 to 462 and encodes 104 amino acids. The transcript is spliced from 4 exons. NCBI's taxonomy places the organism in Eukaryota, Viridiplantae, Streptophyta, Magnoliopsida, Poales, Poaceae.
GCGCCUCGUCUCCCCUCUUCCCUUUUCCUUUUCUUUCCCCCAGCCCAACCCGGGGGCUGCGGCUCUCCGGAAGGUCGGAGGAAGCAUCCGAAACCCUCGCCGCCGCCGCUACCGGCGACGGAAUCGUUAUCGGGAGGGAGGAAAGCCAUGGAGGGCGCCAACGGAGUCGGUGGGUCGGAGUGCGAGCGGAAGCCGCUGUCGGAGGUGGUGGGCGACUGCGUGCAGCGCUGGUUCCAGGACGCCUUCAAGGAGGCGCGCAAAGGGGACAUCGCCAACCAGGUGCUCGUCGCGCAGAUGUUCUUUUCCGGGUUCGGGGUCCCCAAGAACGAGUAUAAGGGAAGGCAAUGGAUGGAUAGGGCAUCAAGGUUCAGAAGUUCAGCGUUGAAGGUUGGCAUGAAACGUCCAGGAUACAAUGCAAGUGAUUCUGACUCUGAUGAGGCAAAUGAUGAUGCCAACCAAUAACACUUGGUUAUAAAUUGAGUUAGUUAGGGGAAUUACAGGGUAAUUACAAAAGUCAUGGUUAAUCGUGUCAGUCCCAGCAACUUAACCUGGCUGGGACUGCUGCUUUCGGUUGGGCUUCAGCUGUGGGCGCCAGCUAUCAAGAAAAUCUUGUAAACCCAUUUGGAUGCUUCAAAGUACAGUGUACUCAGUAUCUGUUUGAGAAUACCAAGUAGCCUAUUCAAUUUGGCAAUGUUUCAGUAAAUUGAUUGAAUUUAUUUUUAUCCCCCUUUUUUUCAUUCCGCUAUUAAAUUAGGCGCAUAUAAUGUUGAAUAAUCCAUUUUGUGGGGUCUUAUGCUGAGUACGCUGUUAAA